GUAGUCCUGGAAGUACGCAUCGCCAUCGCCUCAUUUUAAACAUGGCGGCCUCCACGUUUUUGGAUGUUUUGAGCAAAAGUAGCACUCAGCUUGAAGAUGAGUUCCUUAGUGGAAGUGACAAUGAAGAUGAACAAAGUGAUGAGGAUGAUUUUCACCACACAAAGCUGCUGGAUGCCAUUAGGUCUCUGGGAGGAAAAAAAAGGGUCACCCAGAGGACUGAGCCCAGCCAGACAGUGUCGGAAUAUAAUCUGUCACAAGCGGAGAAAGAAAAAGUACCCCCAUGGCAGCUGCUGAUGAACUUGAAGGACAGCACAGAAGCCCACCGUCAAACGAAAAAUCAGAUGCGGUCUAUGAGUCGCAACGCUGAUGUGAUGCCUUUGCCAUUGCCAAAACCGCAGCAAGAAAGGAUUGAACGUCAAGUGGCCUAUGGCAAAGUGGAAAGGGAGGUGUCCAUGUGGGAGCCCAUUGUGAAGAAGAACCGCUUGGCUGAACAGAUGGUGUUCCCUCUGACGCAACCUGAUCUAAGAAUGCAGCCGACUGAAAAAUUUGUUCAACGCUUCAAGCCAAAAACAACCCUUGAGCUGGAAGUUGAGAAGCUGCUGAAAGGGAGUGAUCAUGUUCUGCAUGACAAUGCUGAGCUCACCCCUGCUGAAGAAAGGGCUCUAUUAGCAAUGAGUGUUGAAGAGGCUCAGGAAAGACACAAUGAGCUGAAAAAGAUGAGAGCCCUUUUGUCCUACCAAGAAAUGAAGGCCAGAAGACAGAACAAGAUUAAGAGCAAAAAGUAUCAUCGCAUCCUGAAGAAAGAAAAACUGAAAAACCAGAUGAAGGAAUUUGAAGAACUGAAGGAGAAAGAUCCAGAACUUGCUUUGCAGAAACUACAAGAACUGGAAAAACAGAGAAUUUUGGAACGGGUAUCCCUGAGGCACAAAGCCACUGGGAAGUGGGCUAAGCAACAAAUGCUUAGGUCGAAGUACAAUCAGGAGAGUAGAGAAGCACUCCUCAAACAACUGGAACUCAGUCGACAGCUCACUCGUAAGGUUAACGUUGCUGAAUCGGAAGACGAAGAGGAGGAGGACAGCGUUCCUGAAAAAUCCACCGUGCCAAGUGAACCAAGCGGUCUCGAGUCUACGUUUUUUACAUCUUCUAAUCCCUGGUUAAAAAAUCUGCACACCUCUGUCAACGUUGACGGUGACGGAAGAGACGGCACACCAAGUGUUCCCACUCAGGGAGAUGAAGAUUUGAGGGAAGGUACCAAUGAGGUAGAUGAUGUGGCGAGCACCGAAGUGGGCAAGGACACAGGAAAGGUGGCUAAGACAGAUACCAGGAAUAUUGAAGUAGUUGAUAAGCCUCAUGGUGAAGAUGUUAGCAGUGAAGCAGAUGCACUACGCACUAGUGCCUCAGAUACAAAAGAAGGAGGGCAGCUGCUCGAAGCCACUGGAAAACACGACAGUAAUACAGAUGAAGAGUUAAGAAAGCGAAAUGUGAAGAAAACUGGAGGUAAAAGACGCGUCACUGAAGAAGUGUCUGAGCCAUCUGGGGUGCGUCCUGCAGAUCCUGCGAGCAGUAAAAGUGCAGGGAAUACCAAAAGAAAAAUGACUGGGAGACAGCGGGAACAAAAUGGGCAAAAAGGGAAGCCCGAGGAGUCGUUGAACUCAAAGUCUCGUAAAAAAGCCCGUAAGAAAAGUGCAGCUAAGAAAGUCAAAGGAUUUUGCGAAGGUACUGCUGAUAUUGAUGAUCUGUUUGACAAGCUCCAAGACAAAAAUACGAAGAAAGUAGCUUCUGAUCAUCCUGUUGAGGACAAAGAAAGUGACGACGAGCAGCAGUCGAGAGCCGUGACAGAGACAGGUGCUGAGUCUCAAGUUAACGUUGAGCCAAUGCUGGACGAAUCAUUAACGAGGAAACGGACGUUAGAAGACCUAGAAGACGACGCAGUGGAGGUUGUGGAGCAGGAGAGUGCGUCACCAGUACAGCAACCAGCAAAAAGCGAUGACCAGAAGGAGAAGAAACACAAGAACGUCGAAGUUGAUCCAACAAAGUUCAUGGAUGUGACACCCACUGCACUCAAGUCGAAAGGUCUUGACCUUCAAGGUCCAGGUGAUGAAGUGCUUGAUGACGACGAAGAGGAAGACCAAGCAGUUACCAUCAGCGAAGCUUUUGCAGAUGAUGAUGUCAUCAGUGCUUUUCAAGAGGAGAAGGAAGCUCAAGUGAAAAAAGAUAUGCCCGUUGGAGUGGACAAUUUCCUCCCUGGUUGGGGUUCCUGGGCUGGUGCAGGCAUUCGACCAGACAGACGAAAGCAGAAAAGGUUCUUCCAGAAACCUCCACCUGGUGCACCACGAAAAGAUCACGAUCUUGGUCAUGUCAUUAUCAACGAGAGGAAGGAUGAGAAAGUGGCUGCCCACCAGGUCAGCAAACUACCUUACCCCUUCAACAAUGUGAGCCAGUUUGAAGCAGUCAUCAGCCACCCAAUUGGCAAUACGUGGAACACUGAAAUGGCUUUCCGGGACUUGACUCAACCACGAGUAAUCACCAGGCAGGGUGCAAUUAUAGAGCCUAUUGAGGCGUCCAACACACUUUUGAAGAAAAAACUGCGUGCCAGAAAGGGUCUGCCUCAAGCAGAUGGGAGAAAAGCACAGAAAAACAUUGCACAGCGGAAGAAAAAGUAAACCAUGUGAAUCAUCUGCACAUAAAAUGUAUCAACUGACA
Ornithodoros turicata is the source of this 2703-nucleotide messenger RNA. RefSeq names its product U3 small nucleolar RNA-associated protein 14 homolog A-like. Gene Ontology annotation, cellular component: nucleolus; small-subunit processome. NCBI's taxonomy places the organism in Eukaryota, Metazoa, Arthropoda, Arachnida, Ixodida, Argasidae. The record is from RefSeq and is a predicted model, not a curated record. The transcript is spliced from 15 exons. The coding region runs from base 42 to 2663 and encodes 873 amino acids. Gene Ontology annotation, biological process: rRNA processing.